Nyctereutes procyonoides (raccoon dog) is the source of this 2284-nucleotide messenger RNA. It is a transcript of the gene ALG8, whose product is annotated as ALG8 alpha-1,3-glucosyltransferase. The coding region runs from base 5 to 1372 and encodes 455 amino acids. Lineage: Eukaryota; Metazoa; Chordata; Mammalia; Carnivora; Canidae. Gene Ontology annotation, cellular component: endoplasmic reticulum membrane. Gene Ontology annotation, molecular function: dolichyl pyrophosphate Glc1Man9GlcNAc2 alpha-1,3-glucosyltransferase activity. The transcript has 13 exons. The record is from RefSeq and is a predicted model, not a curated record. Gene Ontology annotation, biological process: protein N-linked glycosylation.
GGCAAUGGCUGCCCCCGGAGUUGCGGCGGGUGGUGGAAAUUGGUUCUCGGCUCUGGCGCUCGGGGUGACUCUCCUCAAAUGCCUUCUCAUCCCCACCUACCAUUCCACAGAUUUUGAAGUACACCGAAACUGGCUUGCUAUCACUCACAGUUUGCCAAUAUCACAGUGGUAUUAUGAGGCAACUUCAGAGUGGACCUUGGAUUACCCUCCAUUUUUUGCAUGGUUUGAAUAUGCCUUAUCACAUGUUGCCAAAUAUUUUGAUCAAGAGAUGCUGAAUAUCCAUAAUCUGAAUUACUCCAGCUCAAGGACCUUGCUUUUCCAGAGAUUUUCUGUCAUCUUUACAGAUGCACUCUUUGUGUAUGCUGUCCACGAGUGCUGUAAAUGCAUUGAUGGGAAAAAAGCAGGUAAAGAACUUACAGAGAAGCCAAAGUUUAUCCUAUCAGUGUUACUGCUGUGGAACUUCGGGUUGUUAAUUGUGGACCAUAUUCAUUUCCAGUACAAUGGUUUUUUAUUUGGAUUAAUGUUACUCUCCAUUGCACGAUUGUUUCAGAAAAGGCAUAUGGAAGGAGCAUUGCUCUUUGCUGUUCUUCUACAUUUCAAGCACAUCUACCUCUAUGUAGCACCAGCUUAUGGUAUAUACCUUCUGCGGUCUUACUGUUUCACUGCAAAUAAACCAGAUGGGUCCGUCCGAUGGAACAGUUUCAGCUUUAUCCGUCUUAUUUCCCUGGGACUAAUUGUUUUCCUAGUUUCUGCUCUUUCGUUGGGUCCUUUUCUAGCCUUGAACCAACUGCCUCAAGUCUUGUCCCGACUCUUCCCUUUCAAGAGGGGCCUCUGCCAUGCAUAUUGGGCCCCAAACUUCUGGGCUUUGUACAAUGCUUUGGACAAAGUGCUCUCCGUCAUCGGUUUGGAAUUGAAACUGCUUGAUCCCAACAAAAUUCCCAAGGCUUCAAUGACAAGUGGUUUGGUUCAGCAGUUCCAACACACAGUCCUUCCUUCAGUGACCCCCUUGGCCACCCUCAUCUGUACUCUGAUGGCCAUAUUGCCCUCUGUUUUCUGUCUUUGGUUUAAACCUCAAGGGCCUAGAGGCUUUCUCCGAUGUCUAAUUCUUUGUGCCUUGAGCUCCUUCCUGUUUGGGUGGCACGUCCAUGAAAAAGCCAUACUCCUCGCAGUUCUCCCAAUGAGCCUUCUGUCUGUGGGAAAAGCAGGAGAUGCUUCAAUUUUUCUGAUUCUGACCACAACAGGACAUUAUUCCCUCUUCCCUCUGCUCUUCACUGCACCAGAACUUCCUAUUAAAAUUUUACUCAUGUUACUGUUUACCAUCUAUAGUAUUUCCUCACUGAAGACUCUAUUCAGAGAGAAACUGUGUACAUGAGCAAGGAAUGGGGUAGAAGGGCAGGGAGAGAAUCCCAGACUGACUCCCCCCGAUGCAGGGCUCGAUCCCAUGACCCUGAGAUCAUGACUGGAGUGGAAACCAAGAGUCAUAGCUUAACCGACUGAGCCUCCCAGGCACCUCUGUAUAAUUUUUUAUUAAAGUUUCCCUGUGAUUCAUAUCUAAUUGUGUCCAUGAGCCUUUUUUACUUAAUUAUAUUAAAACUCAGAUAUAACCAUGGGACCUAGCAAUUUGACUCUGAGGUAUAUACCCAAAAAGAACUGAAGACAGGGACUCGAACAGAUCCGUGUACACCAGUGCUCAUUGCAGCAUUUAUCCACAGUAGCCGAAAGGUGGAAACAACACAAGUGUCUAUCAGCCAGAGAAGAGAUAAAGAGAAUGUGGUGUGUACAUGCAGUGGAAUACUGGCCACCUGGAGAGGGGAAUGAAGCACUGACACGUUAGAACAUGGAUGAACCCUGAAAAACUUAGGCUAAGUGAGCUAAGCCAGACUCAAAAGGACAAAGAUUGUAUAAAAUAUCCAAAAUAGGCAAAUUCAUAGAGACAAAGUAAAUUAGAAGGUACAGAGUAGGGAUGGGGGAAGAGGAAUGUGGAGUGGAUUAUUGCUUAAUAUUUCCAGAGGUUCUUUUGGGGUGAUAAAAAUGUUUUAAAAAUGGGUAGUGGUGAUUGUAGCAUCACUGUCAGUAUACUCAAUGGUACUGAAAUUCACACUUAAAAAUGGUUAAAUAGCAAAUUAUGUUAUUUUACCAAAACAAACAUUUUAAAAACCAUCAAUUGGGAUCCCUGGGUGGCGCAGCGGUUUGGCGCCUGCCUUUGGCUCAGGGCGCGAUCCUGGAGACCCGGGAUCGAAUCCCACGUCGGGCUCCCGGUGCAUGGAGCCUACUUCUCCCUCUG